This is a messenger RNA of Triticum turgidum subsp. durum (durum wheat), 1032 nucleotides long. Lineage: Eukaryota; Viridiplantae; Streptophyta; Magnoliopsida; Poales; Poaceae. The record is from the annotation of a GenBank genome assembly.
AUGGCCGCCUCUAUCGCCGCCGCCGCCGCCGCCGCGUCCGUCUCCCACGUCCUUCCCGCGCCGAAACCCAAGCCCAGAACCCCACCCCGCCUCUCCCUCCUCCCCCGCAGGCGCUCCCGCGCCGCCGGGGCCAUCUCCGCGUCCGCGUCCGCGGCCUCCGACUUCCUCGCCCCGGUCCCGUCCCUCAAGUCCCGCCUCGCCGCGGGCGACACCCUCUACGGCCUCUUCCUCCUCUCCUUCUCCCCUACGCUCGCCGAGAUCGCCGCGCUCGCCGGCUACGACUACGUCGUUGUCGACAUGGAGCACGGGCCGGGCGGCAUCACGGAGGCCCUCACCUGCCUCCGCGCCCUCGACGCCGCCCGCACCCCCGCCGUCCUCCGCCUCCCGGAGGCCUGCCCCGUCUGGGCGAAGAAGGCGCUCGACCUUGGUCCCGCGGGCCUCAUGCUUCCCGCCGUCGAGUCUCCGGCCGCUGCCGCGGAGGCUGUAUCCCACUGCCGCUACCCGCCUCGCGGCGUCCGUGGCGCUGCCUACCCAAUCGUCCGCGCAUCCGCCUACGGCCUCGACGACUCCUACCUCUCCCGCUGCGAGGAUGACACCCUCAUCAUCUGCCAGGUCGAGACCGCCGCCGGCGUUGCGGAGAUCGACGCCAUCGCCGCCGUCGAAGGGGUCGACGUCGUCCAGAUGGGCCCGCUCGACCUGUCGGCGAGCAUGGGCUACCUGUGGGAUCCCGGGAACAGGAAGGUGCGAGCGACCCUGAGGGAGGCUGAGAGGAAGGUGUUGGAGGCCAGGAAGAAGAAGGACGCUGCUCCGAAGACCAAUGCGGCUUACUUGGGUGGGUUUGCGAUGCCCAAUGACCCAGCUGAGCAGCUCAAGCAUAGGGGAUACCAUAUGGUUGCAGGUGCAGUGGACAUUGGGUUGUUCCGGAAGGCGGCAUUGGAGGAUGUCAAGCGGUUCAAGGAGGCGUCAGUGGAGAUUGGUGAAGCAGAGGGCGAGGAGGAGGAUGAGAAGGAAAAUGGAUACUGGAGUGAAUGA